Molecule: messenger RNA, 348 nt
Organism: Staurois parvus
Lineage: Eukaryota; Metazoa; Chordata; Amphibia; Anura; Ranidae
Source: the annotation of a GenBank genome assembly
AUGCAGGCUGCUUCUACAAACAUUUGUGAAAGAAUGGGUCGCUCUCAGGAGUUCAGUGAAUUCAAGCGUGGUCCCGUAAUAGGUUGCCACCUGUGCAAUAAGUCCAUCCAUGAAAUUUCCUUGCUACUAAAUAUUCCACAGGCAACUGUUAAUGGUAUUAUAACAAAGUGGAAGCAACUGGGAACAACAGCAACUCAGCCACCAAGUGAGCGGGGUCAGUGCAUGCUGAGGUGCACAGUGUGCAGAAGUCGCCAAUGUCUGCAGAGUCACUAACUAAAGACUUCCACACUUCAUGUGGCCUUCAGAUUAUCACAACAGUGAGCUCUUCAUGGAAUGGGUUUCCAUGGC